Molecule: messenger RNA, 189 nt
Organism: Colletotrichum spaethianum
Lineage: Eukaryota; Fungi; Ascomycota; Sordariomycetes; Glomerellales; Glomerellaceae
Exons: 1
Coding region: 1-189 (62 amino acids)
Source: RefSeq, a predicted model, not a curated record
AUGAGGCGACGGAAAAGGGCAAAUGGUGCCGAGAGGCAGAUGGGAGUAGAGGAGUCGGCGACACAAACCUGGAACUGGCGGGAGUCGCGUGUCUUGGAGCGGUCAGGCACUUUGAUGAAGCAGCUUCGUGACCCUGCCAAGGCGGGCGCCGGGCGGGACGGACGAGCAGCAGUCGAGUGCAAUACCUAG